Amaranthus tricolor (Joseph's coat) is the source of this 2283-nucleotide messenger RNA. Its product is annotated as kinetochore protein NDC80 homolog. The transcript has 5 exons. The record is from RefSeq and is a predicted model, not a curated record. Lineage: Eukaryota; Viridiplantae; Streptophyta; Magnoliopsida; Caryophyllales; Amaranthaceae. Gene Ontology annotation, cellular component: Ndc80 complex. The coding region runs from base 157 to 1863 and encodes 568 amino acids. Gene Ontology annotation, biological process: attachment of mitotic spindle microtubules to kinetochore.
UUCAACUCUUAGCAAAAGAAAAACCCACAAAUCAAAAUUCGAAAUUCAAAAUGCAAAGCUGAAAAACCAACAACCCAAAUUUCUUAUUCUUCUUCCUCUCUCUCAUCUUUCAGUCUACUCUCACUAAAACCACCAUUUCUUGCACUCAUCCCCACAAUGAGACCUAGAGUACGUCCGCCAUUAACAGACAGGGAAUCUCUCCGACCACCAUCCACACCCCAAUUCGGUCGUGAUUCCGACGCCAGUUUCUGCAGUGGCCGUCCUUCUUCUUCUUCAUUCGGAAUCUCUAACACUGGUAGACAACUCACUGACAAACAAUCCAUGGUCAGAUCCAUUAACGCUUACCUUGCUUCUCAUAAUGUCUCUCUUUCUCUCUCUUUUAAACCCCUUCCUUCUGCUAAAGACGUUAGUGACACUCUACGCUUUCUUCUCUCUCGUCUCCAUUAUCCCUCUAAUCCUACCGCUAAGAAUUUUGAAGAUGAACUUUUUCUAUUGCUCAAAUAUCUUAAUUGCCCACAUAAGUUCACUAAAUCUGCUCUUAAAGCUCCUGCUGCUCCUCAUGCUUUUCCUCAGAUGCUUGCUGUUAUUCAUUGGCUUGUUCAACUUGCUCAUUACAUGGAUCAUCUUUCUUCUGAAGAUAAUGCCGCCAGGUUCUCAUUUUUGAAGGAUCCUCUCAUGGCUUAUGCUGUAAAUAGUUACUUACCCUACAUGAGGGGAGAUGAUGAGGCGGUUGAAUUGUUAGAUAAGGAAUUUUCGGAUAAAAUGGAGAAAGAGAAGGGUUUAUUGGAAUCAAAUUUGAAGGGGCUUGAUGAUGAAUCAAAGAAUCUAGAGUUGGAGCUUCAAAGGUUGAAAUCCCAACCUUCAGAGAAAGAGGUUUUUGAGAAACAAAGGAAGGAUCUUGAAGGUGAUUUAGGGAAGUUCGAUGGGUAUGUUGCUUCUCUUAAAGAUGCAAAUUCUAUCACCGAAAAGGCGUUGCAGGAGAAGGAAAAAGAGUUGGCUGCUAAGAUGGAUGAAAUUAGACGAACACGGGAAGAGAAUGAGGAGCUUAAGAAGAAGAUUGAGGCUCAAGGGAUUAACUUGAGGGAUGCGGAGAGGAUGAAAAGGGAACUAAUGGCUUUAGAGGAGGAGAUAAGCGAAGCUGAAGUUAGUAGAAGCUCGUGGGAGGAGAAGACUUGUCGGCUUGAUAUAGAUAUCAGGCAGAAGUUAAAGGAACUUGAGCUACUUUCCCUUGAGUGCAAUCAGGCUCUCAAAAGACUUAAACUUGGAGGUGAUUUUCAAUAUGUGUUGAACAUUGAAGGGUCAACUCCUGCAGAAGUAUUAGGCAUAGAUUAUAAAUCUACACUUAAGCCUGCAAUCAGCAUGUUUGCUGAUGAUAUUAAGCAAAGUACUACUGCGAAGUUAGAAGAGCUUAUUGCCCUUCAGCGGCAAUCUAAAGAAUUGACUUCCAGGCUUGAAGCAAAGAGAACUCGUGUUGCAGCACUUCAGUUGCAUAUUGAUGAAAGGGAACGGCAGUUUGAAAUGAUGAGAAAUCAAAUCAAGGAAUACACAUCCUGGUGUGAAAGUGAAGCUGAAAGGAUCAGAAGAGCAAUAGAGGCAGAGACAAAUAACCUUGAUAUCAUGGAAAGAGAAGCAGGUCAAACUUUGAAGGCUGCCGAGUUGAAGCUCCAUGAAGAAACAAAGCAAAGUGAGCAAGAAACCCAAUACUGUGCAUACGAGUUAUUUCAACUGAUUGAUUCCGUUUCAAGUUGCAAGGAGUACACAGAAAAGAAGAUUUCAGACAUGAAAAACGAUCUCAUACAAGCUGCAGAAUUUAUGUCAAAAUCUUACGCGAACACCUUGCUUCCCGCCUUUAAUACUGUUUGAGGCUUUCAGCCAAAACACUUAUCAACAAAAAUUGCUUUUGAAUCCAUCCUUCUUGUCGACCGAUCUUCCCUGGCUUUGUCGCUUUUCAGGUACUUGGAACUUACAAGUAUAUUUUCAGACCGCUUUUGUAAAUUAAUGAAAACGAAGUGUUUGUUGCAGGUCAUGAUUUUGUUGAUCAAUCGUGCCAUUUUUUCGUGUUUUUUCGUUCCAGCAUUAAAGCUUAAUGCUGGUAAGCGUUGUGUUACAGAUAAUCAUGGUGCGGUUUAGUACAGCUUAAAACCAUCGAAGUUUAUUUUACCAUUUGGUUUCUUACUGAAACCAACGUGUUAGUACCCAAAUUGGAUUAGACCAAACUGUACAAUUCGAAAAACAAAACGACAUGAGUGUAAUCAUUUAAUCGAAGUAUUUGUACAAUAAAAA